ACCAGGAGUAUAGGCAUCGCCACCCACACACACGUUAAAUACCAGAGUCGCUUGUCACCAACAACCCACCACCCGCUCUUCGUUCCCCCGCGAGGGUACAGGAACAAAGUCAAAACACGCAGGCGUGGAACAGGAGAUUGAUACAUAUAUACAAGCUCGCGGUCAUCUGGAGUGGCAACAAUAACAGAGAGAAAAAACUCAUCAGCUGCUCCGAGAGGAUAACUCGCGAGGACAGCCCCAACGAUAAAUCGCCGAGUACAACAUCGUCGCGGCUUUACAGGGCAGAUCAGUGAACAUGUGAACAUCGCGAACUUGUGCCUGCGACCCACCCCCACCCAAUAAACUGUACAAUCAAGUAGUAAAGUCCUUCAAAACGUACCCUCCGCUGUCAGCUGUGCACAACAACAAGGAGAAAACGCGAAAUUCCAGGUCAGAGGGACAAAAGAAAAAAAAAAAAAGAUAGGGAGAGGUGCCGGUAAAAAGGGGCGAGUGUAGUCGUCCGUACCUGGAUAAAGUGCACGAAAGCCGCAAACUGGCUCCGGAAGUGAGGAUCAAGCAAAUUGGAAUGAGGGAGGACCUGCUCUCCAUCAUACGGCACACGAGUAGCGACCACUUCUCGGAAGAGCUCUAGCCCGCGAUCGAUCCUCCUUUGACGUAUAUAUAUAUAUAUACAUAAAAUAUAUACAAUUAUUUUGCCGUUCUCCUUUAUUUCCGUAUCACCCCCGUGACUUAUAAUUUGCGAAACACAUACACCCGUGAACUGGAUGUCCCACGGGGAGGAAGAUUUUACCUUCGAGAGAGAGAGAGAACCCGAACUCGCCUAUAGACUAUAUACCGCGGGACACUGUUCAAGCGCCCAAGGACUCGUCCAACAUUGGAGGUCGUCGGGGUGAAUAUCGUACCCGCGUCCACGUACACGCUUGACCAAUGCCUUGGGUCGCCGCUUGUCUGAGCUUGCUCUCGGAACCGCUGCUCGGCUACUGCCUGCUCGCGAAAAACCUGGCCCUGCAGGCCGGUAUCAUCCAGAACCCCGUGAAACCCAUGGCGCCGAGUAUGGAUCAGCAACAACAGGCAGCAGAAGCUACUCAGGAGAAGGCUGUGAGGACGCCGGCCACGGGAGCCGCAAAACCACCUCGGAAGUUUGCCGGUGUCGUGGUAGUGACCUGCGGCCUACCGGCCAGGGGUAAGAGCCAACUCGCCCACAGCCUCGUUCGACGGCUCAAUUGGAACGGCGAGACCGCCAAGGUGAUGCGAGUGAGCGACUACCGAAAGAAGCGGCUCGAGCGCUACGCGUCCCACGAGCUCUUCCGUCCGGACCACGAGUCCAACGUCGCUCUACGAUCCCUCGCACAACAGGACGCGAUGCACGACUGCGCGGCCUGGCUCGCUGCCGGCAACACCGUCGCUAUCCUGGACGCGACGGUGGUGACGCGCAAGCAGCGCGCCGAGGUGCACGACUACUUCGCGGCCCAACUGGGCCAUCGCAUCCUUUUCCUUGAGUGCGUCUGCGAGGACGCGUCGCAGCUCGAGGCCAAUUGCCGCGAAAUACUGCGCCACAGCAGCGACUACGCGGGCAUGGAGGCCCAAAAGGCGGCCGAGGACCUGCGACUGAAAAUCGCCCACUACCGGAAGAUCUACCAGCCGAUGGACGAGCCCGGCUACCCGCGCAUUUGCAUCGACACGGCCACCAUGGGGAUCACGGCCCACAAGGUCACCGGGCACCUCGAGACCAGUGUCCUCGGCUACCUAGCCAGCGUGUCCUUCAAGCCGCACACCCUCUACUUUUCACGGCACGGCGAGAGCGAGUACAACGUGCUCGGGAAGAUCGGCGGCGACGCCGUGCUGAGCGCUCGUGGUGAGCGCUACGCGCAGGCUCUCGCUGCCAAGAUCAACUCUAUGCACAUCCCGGAGCUGCGAGUCCUGACGAGUAGGCUGCGGCGCACCAUAGCUACGGCCCGAGGCAUCGAAGCACCCCAGGAGCACGUGGCCGCCCUCAACGAGCUGUACGCCGGUGUGUGCGAGGGUCUCUCCUACGAGGAGAUGCAGGAACAGUAUCCUCAGGAGUUCGCGUGGCGGGACCAGGACAAACUGCGCUACCGGUACCCCUGGGGCGAAAGCUACGUGGACACAAUGCAGCGCGUCGAGCCGGUGAUCGUGGACCUCCAGCAGGCCAACAACGUCCUCGUGAUCUCGCACCAGGCUAUACUGCGCUGCAUAAUCGGCUACUAUCUCGACAAAACCCCCGAGGAGCUGCCCUACAUGGAAGUCCCGCUCCACACGAUCAUACGCGUCAGCAGCCAGGGCUUUAACUACAAGCUCGAGUUCAUAAAAUUGGGGAUCGAGUGCGUCAACACGACCCGGCUGAAGCCCCAGAACUGCAGUGCCAGCCGGACGGCCGACGACGCCCUCAUCACCGUGCCUGCCCACUACGACAUUCCCGAUCCCUGGCGGAACCCCGGCUCCGGGCCCACCCUCGUCCAACAACACUGAGGGACGACGGAGGGGACGCGCGUACAGGCCUCCUCCUCCUCCUCCUCCGACACUGCUGCAGCCGACGAGUGAGAUGUGCCGAUUGCGAUGCACCUUUUCUUGACUCACCUCUGCCGAUUUUUCCUUCUUGGCUUCCAUGUACAACUCCCGAUUUGUCUCUUUCCUUUCGCUCGGCACCAAGAUGACCGCCAUAUGAUUCUGGGCGCAAAAUUCGCCGAGACACCUGUCGUGGAAAAGUAUUUUGUCCUCAAAGCUCAAAGAGACGUGCGAGCUCAAUAUCGACUUGCGCAUAUUAUGCGAGAUAUGAGGUAUAUAACGUGUAAGUCUUUAAGAUAUUUAUAGUUUGUACUCGCGUACUUUUUUCGCCCUAUAGCCUAAUCGCUACAAUAGAGGAUCUUGAUGAUGAAAAAAUGAAACAAAUGAUGCUAUCACGCGAGUAGAUUUAAGUAGAGCUGUUGUAGUGUUAGGGAGCGUCGGGUUAUAACUCGGGAGAGCAACCGAUGCGAAACGAUAUUAUUCAACGUAUUACACACAUUUUGGUCCGUCAGCGAGUUUGUUCGAGUUUGCGUGCGUUUUGGAAUGUAUGUACUUACAGUAGAAAGAGCGAAAGGUCGCGGAGGUACGAACGGGUUAUGUUGAUUUUCGACGAUCCGCCGGUCAACGAAUAUCUCUUUCUCUCUUAGAGGUGCGUCGUGCGAUUAGUAUGUAAUAUAGGCACGUUAUUGUUGCGUUCAUUUCAUCGAAGUAUGCAUUUCUGGAUAAAUAAAAACCAUUUGACAUUUCGAUCGUUUCACCGUGACGUGAGUCCUGAGACUCGUAAGAUAGUAUGUAUAUAAAUAUAUCGUUGUAUUCUUAAGCUUAAUUAUGUCAUUUACUAGUUGUCGAGGUUACUUUCGCUGAUCGAUGGUUACUUAUGCUUACGCAGUAACUUUUAUUACAAAAGCCUGCGUAAGCAGGACAAUUUUCAUAAGGUUUAUUUCACUUGGGCGUAUACGAUGUCGGCCUGCGAUUCGGCAAAGUUGAAAAGAGCAUAAACACGCAUAAUAAUUAAUGAUAGGCUAAACGUCUUCUCGAGCCAAGAGCCGAGCGUUUGCAAAGUAGGAUAUAGACGAGUGUACGCGAUUGGACGAGUGCGUGACUGAACGUUGAUGGGUAAGCUUGUGAUCCCGCAGCUGGAAUUGUAUGAGAUUAUGAGAGAACAUCACUUUUAGUUGUUAUUUAAUUAUAUUGGAAUCGUUUGCUCUUAAGGUUUCGUUGCGGCAACGGUUUUGAGAAAAUGUUUUACGGCAAUAAUACCAUAGGUUUGUUACGAUGCAAAUGUAUGUGCAUCCACUUUAUUUGACCAGAGUAGGUACACCUGCGUUUCUCCGAGUCUCCUAGAGAACAGGGAUGAACAAACCUUAUCACUCGUGAUGAUGAAUUAUAUUUUUAAAACGUAUGGGUGAGAAUGCGAUUUUUUAGUGACUGUAACGACAAUGAGAUUCCUUGUGCCAAUGAAUGGUUGAAGAAAGAGCUGUUAUAGAGUGCUUAAUGUUACAACAUUUUAUUAUUAGGUCGUAUAGGCGACAAGAUUUUUUAUUGUAAAAGUAUGAAUAAACAUUUUUUUACAAAAAUCACACAGCUUGCCUUUUUUGUCCAACGAAAGUGCUUAUUUGUAUUUUUAAUGUUUUGGAAAAAAAUAUUUCUCAAAGUUCAUGGCAUCAUCUAUCACUAUGUCUAUCACAUUAUCACCUAAUCAUUGAUGUUUUCUGAAUUUUCUUCGACGGCUGUACAAUACUUGGCGCGUCUUCGACAACAGUGUAGAGCUAUAUUUUCUAUUUAUAAAAAUUUAUGAAAAAUAG
This is a messenger RNA of Copidosoma floridanum, 4331 nucleotides long. RefSeq names its product 6-phosphofructo-2-kinase/fructose-2,6-bisphosphatase. Gene Ontology annotation, biological process: fructose metabolic process; fructose 2,6-bisphosphate metabolic process. The record is from RefSeq and is a predicted model, not a curated record. Gene Ontology annotation, molecular function: fructose-2,6-bisphosphate 2-phosphatase activity; ATP binding; 6-phosphofructo-2-kinase activity. NCBI's taxonomy places the organism in Eukaryota, Metazoa, Arthropoda, Insecta, Hymenoptera, Encyrtidae. Gene Ontology annotation, cellular component: cytosol.